GGAUAUUUUUUCUCUUAUCUUUUUGCUCCAGCGUUGACAUCAGUGAGUACACAGUGGCUUCUUCAAGCUAACUGCUAGUAAGAUAUAAAAAUACACAAACUUCCCAGAACCGAUGGAGGACCAAAACCCUUUUCAGGACCCUGCAGUGACUCAACACAACAGCAACAUAGGAUAUACCACACUGGACCUUUACAACCUGGUUCAUAAUACAACUGACCCUCCUCCACCAUAUGAAGCCAUUCCUCCAUCUGCACCUGUGCAGACCCCAAAGGGCAUGACAACGCCUAUGGAGUCUCACAUAUAUGGCUCCUACAACUCCCAGCCCGGGAGAAUAACUGCCCCCUCCCCGCCUUCCUUCAGCUCUGUGGGUCCCUGUUUCUAUCAGGACAUCAAUGUGGAGAUCAUCCAGCAGUUCCAGCGCACGGUCACCAUUAUGUACUACUUCUGGUUGUUUUGCACAGGCACACUGUUUUUCAACCUGAUCACUUCCCUGGUCCUGUUCUGCAUCACCUUGUCCAGUGAUGCUCGCUCUGGUCUGUACCUCGCCGUGCUGUGGGUCGGACUUUUCACUCCCUGCUCCUUUUUCUGCUGGUAUCGACCUGUGUGCAAAGCCUUCAGGAAUGACAGCUCCUUCAACUUCUUUGCCUUCUUCUUCAUUUUCUUUGCCCAAGUGGUUGUCUUUGUCAUCAUGACCAUCGGCAUCCCUGGCUGGGGGUUCAGUGGUUGGAUUGUGAGCCUUUCAGCUCUGAGCUACAGCCUCAUUGCCGGUGCGAUCAUGAUGAUCAAUGCCACUCUCUUUACUGCAGAAACCGUUAUGGGGGUCGUCAUGCUGAAAAGGAUCCACAAUCUGUACAAGCAAACCGAUGGCAGCUUUCAGAAGGCCCAGGCUGAGUUGGCCACUGCAGUCAUGUCCAAUCAUGCUGUACGCCAGGCUGUAAACCAGGCUGUACACCAGGCUGUAAACCAGGCUGUAAACCAGGCUAUUGCCAGCGCCUCUGCCAGUGUUGCCCAGGGGGCCUCCACCGCUCCUUGAUAGAGCCGGCAAGAACAGCGGACAUUGUCUCCCCCCCCCCCCGUCUAUCGCUACUCAGGUUGAACAUGACAUAUAUGUCACUUAGAUAACUUAGAAAUGUUCAUGUAUGGUUUAUCUUAGUGUUUGGCUGAGAUUAAAGUUAAGCUUCAUAACUGAACCAUUUUAUUUCAUUUUAGAGUCUUACUUGGAGAGCUGUCAGUAUAUUUUAAACUGAAUAUUUCACCUGUCAUAUCCCCUGAUGUAAUAUGUGCUGUUCUUACAUUAAAAAUAUUUAAAUUCAGGAGGAAACAUUUUCACAGGGAGCAAAAGCAGCAUGUUAAUACAUGGAGAUCCUGAAGCCUGCUCCAAAAAUGAUCAGAUUAUAUUUUAAACAUUUGUUCAACUCUCUUCCAAACCCCAGCAGCUGUCUGUUGCAAGUUUUGAGUGUAUACUAAAAUAAAAAUAAAAGAGUUCUAAC
Molecule: messenger RNA, 1490 nt
Organism: Oreochromis aureus
Lineage: Eukaryota; Metazoa; Chordata; Actinopteri; Cichliformes; Cichlidae
Product: secretory carrier-associated membrane protein 3-like
Exons: 8
Coding region: 113-1033 (306 amino acids)
Biological process (GO): protein transport
Cellular component (GO): trans-Golgi network membrane; recycling endosome membrane
Source: RefSeq, a predicted model, not a curated record